GUGAAAGGUUCAGAGUUCACUUUGGUGCACGUGGUUUAAAAUGGCUGCGCCCUUCACUAAAUAAUGAUACAGAAGAAAAUAUUGAAACAGCUAAACGUUUGCAGCACAUAGCUACAUUAGAGCUGAAACAUCGCAAGGGAAUCUUGCUGAAGAUGUCAGAAAACAGCAAUGUCGUUGUACAGAAAGGCACCGGCCGCACAGUUCCCAGAGCUCUGAUCAUUCAAAUGAUGACGGAAAAUUUCGAACGGUUGCCUGAACUUGACAAGAAAAUCUUCACCUAUGGCCCCAUGUACCUGGGAGGUAAUGGGGCAUUUGCAGGACUGAUUGCCAACAGCUUAUACAGGAGAGCACUGAAUGUCACUCAAGGGCGUUUUACAUCAAAUCUCCCAAUGGCUGUCCUACCAUUCUUGACAACAGUGGCCAUGUAUAAUGUAGCUGUAUCCAAACCAUUAUUGUCUGGUGACCUUAACUGUCCAACCUGUGUCCUGAUAAGAGGUGCCCUUGUCGGCGCAGUUGGUGCUGGCGUAUAUCCUAUUCUGUUGGCUUUGCCUGUGAAUGCAGGCCUUGCAACCAGGUACAACACUGCACCAUUGCCAGAAAAGGGAAACGUCCUCCGUUUUUGGAUGAACAUUACUCAACCCAUCUUGAGGAAAAUGGGUGUUGUGAUAGUACUACAGGUGUUCUUUGGAACCUACCUAAGCUCCAGACACUUUGACAGCUACUUGAAGUUGAUUCAGUUGUCCAUCUCAAAUGGCGAGGAGCUUCAGGAUUAAAACCGUUUC
Messenger RNA from Salmo salar (Atlantic salmon), 782 nucleotides. RefSeq names its product transmembrane protein 126A (gene tmem126a). Gene Ontology annotation, cellular component: mitochondrion. Gene Ontology annotation, biological process: mitochondrial respiratory chain complex I assembly. The record is from RefSeq and is marked provisional. NCBI's taxonomy places the organism in Eukaryota, Metazoa, Chordata, Actinopteri, Salmoniformes, Salmonidae.